This is a messenger RNA of Daktulosphaira vitifoliae (grape phylloxera), 1775 nucleotides long. RefSeq names its product allatostatins-like. Lineage: Eukaryota; Metazoa; Arthropoda; Insecta; Hemiptera; Phylloxeridae. Bases 126 to 872 code for a protein of 248 amino acids. The record is from RefSeq and is a predicted model, not a curated record. The transcript has 3 exons.
CCCCUCGAGUCUAUCCGACGAGAACAAACUGGCCACUUUGAAAAGUUGUUGUUAACUGACGACUUCACUCUAAACACACCAUUGUCACAUUGUUUUUAGGCACUGAAGGAUUUAUACAGGUUGAAAUGCAAAACUGUGGCAUGUGGUUUGUUUUGGUCGCUGUAAUGACUUUCACAACGUUGGUGGCUGGUGGUGAUGAUAAAUCUAAAGUUCAAAACCAACACCAACAGCAGCAACAACAAGCUGAUGUCAUGAGAGCCAUCGCUGAUAUCGGUUCUCCGUCAAUGUCACAACCAUCGGUGGAUAGUUACUUGGAAUCUGAUCCUCUUCAGGUUCCUUAUGAGUACAAUACAGCAAAGCGAGCCCAUAAACAAUAUGGGUUUGGACUAGGCAAGCGGUUGUACAGGCAGUAUCAAUUCGGUCUUGGAAAACGAGCCUCAUCAAAACAAUAUGGAUUUGGACUAGGCAAACGGGCGGCGCUCAAGCAGUAUGGGUUUGGACUUGGUAAAAGGACCUCACCUACGUUUUACAGCUUCGGUCUAGGACGCCGAGCUUCCCCACAAUACAGUUUUGGACUAGGAAAAAGGGUAUCUAACCCAUCAUUUUUAAACGUUGAUGAAAAAGAAGCCGAUUAUAACGACCUAUCAGAAGAAAAAAAGAGAACAUCAGACGACGUACACGGACAGCGAUUUGCAUUUGGUCUCGGCAAACGAGGUGCAAGUCUAGGAGAAUGGGCAGACUCUAUGGACGACUCUACUCUCAUAUGGCACCCAGCAGUCAGAAGAGCACGUCUCCAGUACGGCUUUGGACUGGGCAAGCGAGACGACUAUGACGCAGGCAGCGAGUACGAAGACGACAUUGACAUUAAUUAAAAAAAUUGCAAACACUAUAAUAUUCAGACACAACGAAAAAUAUACAAACAACACUCAAACGGCGUAUUAAAUUAUUUGAACGGUUUUGCAUAAUUUUGUUUGUCAUACAUAAUAAUUUUUAUUAAAAUGUUCUCUUAUGAUUAUUUUUCUAAAAUCGCAACCAAUUCCAAUUAUUAUGAAAUUAUAUCGCGCUCGACUGUUUUGAAAAGUGCCAAACAAAGUUUAAAAUUAAAACUUUAAACAUAUAAACUAAUAACAUUCAUGUUAAUAAUAAUAUAAAAAUAAUAUUUUAAGAAUUAUUUAAUAUUAUAUAAAUUAGUUUUGUGCCCAUACUAUAAUAAAUGUUAUAUUGUUCAUAAAACGUAUUAAUCAAUUAUUGUGAUCACUUUACCUUUGAUAACUCGAAGAAAAUAACUGAUCUAUGCUUAAAUUUUGGUUGAAAUAUAAAUGAGUACGAUGUUUAAAUGAUUUUUUUGUAAAAUAUUUCGUAAAACAUAAUACAAUAUAAAACACGUACAACAUUAAAUUUACACAAAAUGUAAAAUUUAAUGAAUUGCAAAAAUAAUUAACAUCUAAAAAAUCCCUUUAAAAAUACAUGCUCUCCUCAAUUUCAUAGUGUAUUACGAACUACUUGUAUAACCUCAUUAACAACGUACAAUUUUUCCAUCUUGAUUUUGUAUCAAUUAAAACUACUAUUUUAUUUAAAUUCAUUCAACAAAUUUUAAUAUUAUUAAAAUAUUCUUAAAUUUUUAUGAACCAAUGUCUCAAUAAAUAAUAUAAUAAUAGCAUGUCAAAUAAUUUUAAAUUAUUGUAUUGGUAAUAGAAAACUCAUUAUACAUCUGUGGCUUUUGUGUGCUUCCUGUAACAGUUAGGUCAAUUUAAAACGCCGCCCGUUAUAACAUU